Daucus carota subsp. sativus is the source of this 1983-nucleotide messenger RNA. RefSeq names its product non-specific phospholipase C1. The coding region runs from base 193 to 1791 and encodes 532 amino acids. Gene Ontology annotation, biological process: phospholipid catabolic process. The transcript is spliced from 3 exons. The record is from RefSeq and is a predicted model, not a curated record. Gene Ontology annotation, molecular function: hydrolase activity, acting on ester bonds. Lineage: Eukaryota; Viridiplantae; Streptophyta; Magnoliopsida; Apiales; Apiaceae.
UUGAGUUCCUCAAGUGAAAGACUGAUGUCAAAGUGUCAACAAACUCAUCAAUAUCAGCUUAAAACCCCCUUCAAUACAAAAACCCAUUCCUAUCUAUCACCUACCUACUUCUUCAAUAAACGUACAUUCAUUGCUCACUACAAUCUAAACAUAUACUCAUCACUGCCGAAAUAUACCUCAUAGCCGGAAAUUAUGAUUCUCCGGCGACCCUUUUUCGCCCUCCUGCUCCUGAUUUUUCUUCUAAAACGAACCCAUUCUUUCCCUUUUCCUAAAAAGCAUGACAAAAUAAAAGGCCCCAUUAAGACAAUUGUUGUUUUAGUCAUGGAGAAUCGCUCAUUCGAUCAUAUUUUCGGGUGGAUCAAGAAAACCCGACCCGAUAUUGACGGAUUAACGGGUCAAGAAUUUAACUAUCUGAAUGCUUCUGACUUAAGUUCACGGAAAAUCUUGGUGACUGACAAAGCGAAUUUCAUUGAUUCGGAUCCAGGUCACUCAAUUCAAGCAAUUCAAGAGCAGGUUUUCGGGUCAAAUAGUUCUUUUUUUGACCCGGCUCCGAUGAAUGGGUUUGCUCAGCAAGCUAAUAGUAUGGGUGUUGAUGGGUUAGCUGAAACGGUUAUGUCCGGGUUUAAACCUGAGUUUGUACCGGUUUAUACCGAGUUAGCGGACGAGUUCGCUGUGUUCGAUAGAUGGUUUGCUUCGGUUCCGGCUUCUACUCAGCCGAACCGGUUCUUUGUUCACUCUGCCACGUCUCAUGGAGCUUCAAGUAAUGUAAGGAAAGAUUUGAUUAAUGGGUUUCCGCAAAAAACUAUUUUUGAUUCGUUGGACGAAAACGACCUUAGUUUCGGAAUUUAUUACCAAAAUGUACCUACUACUAUGUUUUUCAAGAGUUUAAGGAAGUUGAAGCAUGUGAAUAAAUUUCAUAAUUUUGAUUUGAAGUUUAAGAGUGAUGCUAAGAAUGGUAAGCUUCCGAAUUAUGUUGUGCUUGAACAAAGAUACUUUGAUAUAAAACUUUUUCCGGCUAAUGAUGAUCACCCGUCGCAUGAUGUUGCGUUAGGGCAGAUGUUUGUGAAGGAGGUAUAUGAGGUGUUACGAGGUAGUCCACAAUGGAAAGAGAUGGCAUUCUUAAUUACGUACGAUGAGCAUGGUGGGUUUUUUGAUCAUGUGCCAACGCCUGUUUCUGGUGUGCCUAAUCCGGAUGGAAUUAUUGGACCGGACCCUUAUUACUUUAGGUUUGAGCGUUUGGGCGUGCGUGUUCCUACAUUGUUGAUUUCACCAUGGAUUGAUAAAGGCCUUGUGAUCCAUCAGCCAAGUGGACCAACCCCCUUCUCUCAAUAUGAACAUUCAUCUAUCCCUGCAACUGUGAAGAAGCUUUUCAAUCUAGAAUCCAAUUUCUUGACGAAACGAGACGCAUGGGCAGGAACUUUUGAAAAUUACUUCUUCCUUCGUGAUAGUCCACGUGAUGAUUGUCCAGAAAAGCUUCCAGAGGUUAAGAAAUCAUUGAGAUCUGGUGGACCAAAUGUACAAGCAAGACUCUCUGAAUUUCAAGUCGAAUUAAUUCAGCUUGCCUCUCAGCUUAACGGUGAUUAUCUUCUGAACACUUAUCCAGAUAUUGGCAAAAGCAUGAAUGUGGUCGAAGGCAACAAUUAUGCAGUGGAUGCAAUUGAGAGGUUUCUUGAAGCUGGAAGAGCUGCUUUGAGAGCUGGAGCUAAUGAUUCUGCUAUGGUGACAAUGAGACCUUCCCUUACAAGCCGUACAUCAGGGGAAGAGAAGAGUAAUUAUUUGAGUUCAUAUUGAUCUUUGCCGAUAUCUACGCUAAGCUGUAUAGAAGUAUCUGAGGACCCCUUUAAGUGUAUAUUGAUACAGUUUCUUAAGAAUACCGAUACAGUUGCUUAAGAAUACCAAGUGUUAUAGGCCACUGAAGUAAAACCUCUUACAUGUAAUAUGCAUGCGUUUAUGAUAUAAGAGAACAAUUGGUAGUUUUAUUGA